UCGUACCUGCAGGCUGCAGCCCGCGAUGCCUGCGCCGCCGCCGCUGCCGACCUUCGCUCGCGCGCUGGCCGACCUCCUCGUCGCGCUCUCCGGCGCCCGCGCGCUCCCCAAGGGGCAGCAGCUCCACGGCCAUCUCCUCAAGGCCGGCCACCUCCCCGCCACCGCUUCCACCCACACGCUGCUCGCGCACCACCUCAUCACCUUGUACGCGCGCUGCGCGCUCCCGGACCUCUCCCACCGAGCCUUCCUCGACCUCCCCUCGCCGCCCUCCCCGGCGGCGUGGUCAUCCCUCAUCUCCUCCUUCUCCCAGAACGGCCUCCCCGCGUCCGCCUUCGACGCGUUCCGCCGCAUGCUCGCGGCGGGCGUCCCCGCCACCGACCGUUCCAUCCCCUCAGCCGCGAAGGCCAUCGCCGCCGCCAAAACCUCGUCGCGCCCGCCGUUUGCCCCUCACGCGCUCCACGGUCUCGCCGCCAAGACGCCAUUUGCAGGCGACGUGUUUGUUGGAUCGGCGGUUCUCGACAUGUAUGCUAAAUGUGGGCACCUUGCAGACGCCCGCCGGCUAUUCGAUGAAAUGCCGGAGCGGAAUGUUGUCUCUUGGUCCGCACUCAUCUGUGGGUAUGCUGAUGCUGGGAUGCACCCUGAAGCAAUGGUAAUGUUCUGCUUGGCACUUGAGGAGGCUGUUGCAGUGAAUGACUUCACAGUUUCGUCCAUCAUCCGUGUAUGUGCUGCAGCGACACUCUUUGAGCUUGGAGCCCAGGUGCAUGCUAGGGCUAUAAAGACAGCGCUUGAUGUGUCACCCUUUGUGGGUAGCUCGCUCAUUUCGCUUUACUCAAAGUGUGGGCUCGUGGAGUGUGCUUACCGGGUGUUUAGUGAAGCGCCUGAGAAGAACCUUGGAAUUUGGAAUGCAGUGCUAAUUGCAUCUGCUCAGCAUGGGCAUACAUCGGCAGCAUUUGAAAGGUUUAUGGAGAUGCAGAGCACUGGGUUCCGGCCCAACCACAUUACCUUCCUGUGCUUGCUCACUGCUUGUAGCCAUGCUGGUUUUGUUGAUGAAGGGAAGAGAUAUUUUGCCCUUAUGAAAGAGUACGGCAUUGAACCGCAGUCUGAACAUUAUGCGGCAAUGGUUGACCUACUUGGUCGUGUAGGAUGUAUAGAAGAAGCAUUUGACCUUAUUGAUUCCAUGCCUAUGGAACCACCUGAGUCUGUUUGGGGUGCACUCCUUAUGGCAUGCCGUAUGUUUAAGGAUGCUGACACUGCAGCAAUUGCAGCACAGAGGCUGUUUCAAACUGGGUCUCGCAGCUCUGGCGCACAUAUGCUCUUGUCAAGUACAUACGCAGCUGCAGGAAGGCAUGCUGAUGCGGCACUUGCUAGGAAAGCUAUGCGUGAUGCAGGUAUACGGAAAGAAACUGGACUUAGCUGGCUGGAGGCUGCAGGGAAGGUGCAUACCUUUGUGUCGAACUGUAGGAGACACCAAAGAAGUGAGGAAAUUUACAGGGUGCUUGAGAAAGUUAGUGAGAAGAUGGAGGCAGCUGGUUAUGUGGCAGAUACUAGUGCAGUGCUUAAGGAUGUGGAUGGGGAUGAGAAGAAAGUAGCAGUGAGGUAUCACAGCGAAAGACUAGCAAUUGGGUUAGGUCUUUUGAUUGUUCCAGAAGGUGUGCCGAUCCGAGUUAUGAAGAAUCUGCGUGUGUGUGAUGAUUGCCACAAUGCAAUUAAGUAUCUAACUAAGUGCACAGGAAGGGUUGUGGUUCUCAGGGAUAAUCGCCGGUUUCACCGAUUUGAAGAUGGGGUGUGUUCUUGUGGGGAUUUCUGGUAACAUCUUCUCUUUAAUAUGUUCUUGGAAAAUUUGCUCUAUGUGGAUUCAUCUAGAAGUUCAGAGUAUUUUGAAAAAAAAGCAUGAUACUUGGACAUGGCAUGCAAUCUUGUACUCGGAGGGUCCACAUGGCACCAAGACAUUUGCUCAAUAUUCUGGAGCACGCAUUUGGACAGUACAAGUAGCAUGUUCUGCCGAAC
This is a messenger RNA of Panicum hallii, 2007 nucleotides long. Its product is annotated as putative pentatricopeptide repeat-containing protein At5g52630. Gene Ontology annotation, biological process: RNA modification. Lineage: Eukaryota; Viridiplantae; Streptophyta; Magnoliopsida; Poales; Poaceae. Gene Ontology annotation, molecular function: zinc ion binding; RNA binding; protein binding. The transcript is spliced from 2 exons. The coding region runs from base 26 to 1810 and encodes 594 amino acids. The record is from RefSeq and is a predicted model, not a curated record.